AUGUUCCCGCUACGACUCAACUUCAUUACACUUCACUAUGCCUGGAUAAUCUUCUGUGGACUCCUUGGCCUGGUGAUCCUCACGCCCGAGGGCAACUUGGCUGCCAUUGACGCCUAUUUCUUCGGCGCGAGCGCUUCGACCGAAUCCGGCCUCAACACGGUUGACGUGAAGGCCCUGAGGACUUAUCAGCAAGUCUUCCUCUACGUAAUUCCCACUAUUACGAAUUUAGGCGUCGUGAACAUCGCGGUGGUCGUUUUCCGGAUCGUCUGGUUCAAGAAAAAGCUCAAGGCCGCUGAAGACGUUGAGGGACCUAGCAAGGUCUUGGAGGAUCACCUGGAAAGGUACGUAACCCUGCAAGCCCGUGUGACUUCGAGCGCACCUCUGAAGUAUUACAGCAAGCCACGACGGGUUGUGGGUGAUGAAGGAGUCCCCGCCGCGGCUAAUGUCAGUGGCAUGGAACCCAGCGUAUCUGAAUCUAAGCAACGGCCUUCAACAUCCACGGAAUACUAUAUACCGCCUCCAUUGGAGCGCGACAAUGGCGAGGAUGAAGAUGAAAUAAAGCCCGCUCAAGAGACAGAAGGGGGAGGAGGUAUCGCGGCCAGGCACCGGAAGCAUGUUGGGAACAAAGGCCCCAUAAUUUCCGCCGCCAGGUCCAUCGAAAACCACGCCAGCGCCGUGUUUGUCCUGGGAGCUCGGCCUGGCGCAGACCGGAGGCUCUCCACCACGUCGCAGCGACCACGGCCCAAUGAUCUGCCUGGUCUCCGCAAACAAGUCACGGUCGGCAGAAACUCACAGUUCCAUGACAUGUCGGCCGAGGACGAGAGGAAGCUUGGCGGCAUCGAGUACGCGGCGCUGAAGUUGUUGCUGAAGAUCGUGUUGGGCUAUUAUCUCGGGCUUCAUCUUCUUGGUGUGAUCGGCCUACUGCCAUGGAUUCACACGGCCCCAUCAAAGUACACAGACUGGCUGGCAGAGUGCGGCCAAAGCAAGACGUGGUGGGCGUUCUACUCGGCGCAGACCAUGGUCAACAACCUCGGCUUCACACUGACUCCCGACUCCAUGAUCACAUUCAAGGACGCGACGUGGCCCAUGUUGCUGAUGACAUUUCUGGCCUUCGCCGGCAACACCUGCUACCCGGUGGCACUGCGCUUCUGCAUUUGGGUCACAUACAAAUUGACGCCCUCGAACAGCCCGAACAGCACAGCAUUCAAGUUUCUCCUCGACCACCCGCGCCGGUGCUACACCCUCUUAUUUCCCAGUUCCCCUACAUGGAUCCUGUUCGGCAUCAUUGCCGCGCUCAACUUUGUGGAUGUGCUCCUGAUCGUUGUCUUGGACUUGGACAACCCCGCCGUCAACGACCUCUCAAUAGGCCCGAGGAUUCUCUCGGCCUUGUUUCAGGCUGCGUCUUCCCGGCAUACAGGCACCUCGACACUGAACCUGGCCGAGAUCAAUCCCGCCGUCCAGUUCAGCCUCCUCGUCAUGAUGUACAUCGCCAUUCUUCCAAUCGCGAUCAGCAUCCGCGCGUCCAACACCUACGAGGAGCAGGCAAUCGGCCUGUACGCAACGGACCGCCCCCUCGAUGAGUCCCGGGCAACCAGCUACAUCAUGACGCACGUCCAGAACCAGCUAAGCUUCGACCUCUGGUAUGUGUUUCUCGGGACGUUCUGUAUCUGCGUAGCCGAGUCCGGGCGAAUCAAGGACCUGGGACAGCCGGCAUUCUCGGUCUUCUCCGUAUUUUUCGAAGUCGUCUCGGCCUACGGCAAUGUCGGGCUCUCCCUCGGGCACCCAUCCGUCAUGACCUCGCUGUGCGGACAGUUCGGCACGUUUGCCAAGCUCGUCAUCUGCGCCAUGAUGAUCCGCGGCCGCCACCGCGGCCUCCCUUACGCGCUUGACCGCGCCGUCAUGCUGGCGGGCGACUCCCCGCAGGGGCACAUGCCCGAGCCGCCCACCCCGGGUGUCUCGAGAGCAGGCGAUGCGAGCAGGGACGCGGUCAAGAUAAGAACCGCGUAA
Diaporthe batatas is the source of this 2007-nucleotide messenger RNA. RefSeq lists its product as uncharacterized. NCBI's taxonomy places the organism in Eukaryota, Fungi, Ascomycota, Sordariomycetes, Diaporthales, Diaporthaceae. Gene Ontology annotation, molecular function: high-affinity potassium ion transmembrane transporter activity. Gene Ontology annotation, cellular component: plasma membrane. The record is from RefSeq and is a predicted model, not a curated record. Bases 1 to 2007 code for a protein of 668 amino acids. The transcript has 10 exons. Gene Ontology annotation, biological process: potassium ion import across plasma membrane; intracellular potassium ion homeostasis.